AUGUCGCUCUUUUACAAGUCGCCGCUUGACAUUGAGAUUCGCCUCGAAAACGAAGAUUCUCGCCGACACGUCGAAGUGCCCAAUCUGCUGGGACGAAUUGACUCCUUGCCUGUUUACACCGAUGGCGAGUCGGUGAAAGGAACUGUGACUGUAAGAACGAAAGAAGCCAGAAAAGUCGAACAUGUGGGGAUCAAAGUUCAGCUACUUGGAAGCAUUGAGGCUCCGGCGGACCAGGGCGGACCGCUGGAGUUUUUAUCUUUGGCUACAGAAUUGGCAGCGCCGGGCCUGCUCUUACAUCCGGAAACGUUCCCGUUCGAGUUCCGGAACGUCGAGAAACAAUACGAGAGCUACCGGGGCAAAAACGUGCUGUUGAGGUACUAUGUUCGCGUGGUGGUGACACGGAAGAAUAAGGCGGAAGUGGUCCGAGAAAAGGAGCUCUGGGUUUUCCAGCGGGCGGGCCCCGUGGCAGAAACGCCCGGCGCAACAGUGAAAAUGGAUGUGGGCAUAGAACACUGUCUCCACAUUGAGUUUGAGUAUCUGAAAUCGAGAUUCUCCUUGAAGGAGGUUAUUGUGGGACGAAUCUUCUUUUUGCUUGUCCGGUUGAAGAUCAGGCACAUGGAGCUAUCGUUGAUCCGCCGCGAGACUGUGGGAGCUCCGCCCAAUCAGUUGGUUGACAGCGAAACAGUUGUGCGGUUUGAGAUAAUGGAUGGCGCUCCGGUGAAAGGUGAAAGCAUUCCGAUCCGCUUAUUUUUGGGAGGCUACAACCUUACGCCGACGUACAAAGACGUGAACAAAAAGUUUUCUACACGCACGUUCUUAUCUUUGGUGCUUAUCGACGAGGAUGCCCGCCGGUAUUUUAAACAGAGCGAGAUUAUCUUAUACCGUGACGAAUAA
Clavispora lusitaniae ATCC 42720 is the source of this 894-nucleotide messenger RNA. RefSeq names its product retromer subunit (gene PEP8). Gene Ontology annotation, biological process: intracellular protein transport; retrograde transport, endosome to Golgi. NCBI's taxonomy places the organism in Eukaryota, Fungi, Ascomycota, Pichiomycetes, Serinales, Metschnikowiaceae. The record is from RefSeq and is a predicted model, not a curated record. Gene Ontology annotation, cellular component: endosome; retromer complex.